This is a messenger RNA of Cyphellophora europaea CBS 101466, 2118 nucleotides long. RefSeq lists its product as uncharacterized. The record is from RefSeq and is a predicted model, not a curated record. The coding region runs from base 1 to 2118 and encodes 705 amino acids. The transcript is spliced from 4 exons. Gene Ontology annotation, cellular component: nucleus. Gene Ontology annotation, molecular function: protein binding. Gene Ontology annotation, biological process: positive regulation of transcription by RNA polymerase II. Lineage: Eukaryota; Fungi; Ascomycota; Eurotiomycetes; Chaetothyriales; Cyphellophoraceae.
AUGGCCGGUGUAAAUCCCGCGGCGGCAGGUGGCCCCGUUGGCGGCGGCAUGAUGAUGAUGCCGGAUGGAAGUCCCGCGCAAUCGGCAAUGCCCUCAGACCAGACAAGAGCAAUGCUCAACACCUAUAUCUAUGAAUAUUUCCUCAAGAUUGGAAUGCAUGAUGUCGCCCGCACCCUAUCUCAGCAGCCGGAGAAAUUUAAAAUCCAAGUUGCGACUAAACAGAGCCCCGGGCGGAGGAAGGACGGCGAAGCCAACGGCGUCGAGGGUGAUGCCAUGGAUGUUGACAGUAAGAUGGAUAUCCCCGACGAUCUCCCUCGACCUGCCUUCUCGAGCAGCUCGCCUCAAGGCACUGGCUUCCUACUCGAGUGGUUCGGUAUCUUCUUCGACAUCUAUCAUGCGUCCCGAAAGGGAAGCGCUGGACCAGCUCAGCAGUAUCUGAUGCACGCUCAGAACAUGCAGCGUAUGCGAGAGAAUUCCCAGACGAUGAUGCGACCCGGAAUGAUGAACGCGAAUCAGUACGCUAUGCGGGCCAACAUGCGCAAUGGCAUGGUCAAUGGUGGUGCCAUGCCUGCCGAGAUGGCUAAGCGAAUGACUCCUCAACAGAUGCAGAACAUGAUGCAACAGAAGCAGAUGCAGCAGCAACAGCAACAACAGAUGCAAAGAGAAGGAGGCGAUGUCGACAUGAACGGUCGUCCUGGCACACCUGCUGAAGGUGACAACGGCGGAUCUCCAUCGAAACGCCCUAGGCUAGAAGGACAACAACAAUUCAACGGCAACAUGAUGGCAAAUGGCCGACCCAUGCCCGGAGGUGUGCCUCAGGGUAUGAUGAUCCAGAAUGCCUUCAACCCUCAGAAUAUGAAUCCACAAUUCCGACCCAACGCGGGCAUGCAGGGCCAGAAAGCCCCGAUGCAGCCCGGCAUGGCACCCAACGGCGGCAUGAAUAUGAUGAAUAAUGCCGGUUCGCCAAUGAUGGUCAGCCAAUUUGGUAGCGAUGCCGCCAUGGAAAUGUACAACUCGGGCCGCAUGGGAGGUCAGAUGCAAGGCAACCCUGCGGCGCAAAGCGGCAACCACGCUCUUCAAGACUACCAAAUGCAGUUGAUGCUGCUCGAGCAGCAGAACAAGAAAAGACUUAUGAUGGCCCGGCAAGAGCAAGACAACCAAGUUCAGCGCGACGGAGCUCCAAUGCCAGGUGUGAUGGGUGGUACAGGGAUGUCACCAUCAGGAAGCAGGAGUGGUACCUCGCCCAACCCGGCUGAUCAGAUGAAGCGCACACCUCAGAUUGGUGGCCUGCCAGGCUCUCCAUCUGCCGGCGAGAAUAUGCAGGGCCGAUCACCUGCGGCCAUGGGCUUCAUGAAUGGCUCCAUGCCUGGUGAUGGUUUCAACCCCAUGUUCAUGGGCGACAAGCAAGGCAUGGCAGGACCUGGUGGGCCCAAUAUGCGUCCACCAACAUCGAUGAAUAUGCAAGGUCGAAUGGGUGCCCAAUUCCAGGGCGGCCAGCCCAUGGCUCAGCAGCCAUCUCAGGGUGGACAGCAACCGAUGGGCACUCCCGGUCAACGCAAUGAAAUGCCUCCUCCUCAAGCUCCAGCCGGCAAUGCAAACCGCCAAGCUUCCUCUCCAGCCCAGAGCGGUGGCAAUGCUCCACCAACGCCAUCCCAAACCAAUAAAGCUAAUCCCAAGAACAAGAAGGGCAAGGAUGACGGUGCAGCCACGGGCAAUGCUGCGAACAACAAGAAGAAGCCUACCAAGAAGAAUUCGCAGGCAAAUGCUCCAGGUGACAGUGAGUCUUCGACUUCAACCCAUGGUGACAAUGCGAGUACUAACAUUGGUAACGAAGGUCAACCCGCAGCCGCCCCGGCGAACGCAGCUCCGCCACCUGCACCUGUUCCCCAGAUGCCACCCAACCAAAACCAGAUGCAACAACCGGACAUGUCGCAGAACGCCUCGUUCGACUUUGGUUCAACCGAUCAAAAUUUCAACCUCGACUUCAGCACUCUGGAAAAUACCGAUGUUUUGGAGAACUUUGAUUUUGACAGCUUUCUCAACACCUCCAACGAUGAUGCCUUCAACUUUGAGAAUGGCAUGAAUGGUGUCGACUUUUUGGAUACGACGGGCGAGUAG